AUGGAGGUGGUGGCCCAUCAGCAGCGCGAUUUCCAGCCUGGGGAAGCCAGAACCCACUCCACGGGCACGGACGAUGGCAAGUUUUCGGAGGCCAUCACAGUGCUGCUGUCCUGGAUCGAGCGAGGGGAGGUGAACCGGCGCUCUGCAAACCACUUCUACUCCAUGGUGCAGUCGGCCAACAGCCACGUCCGCCGCCUGAUGAACGAGAAGGCCACCCACGAGCAGGAGAUGGAGGAGGCCAAGGAGAAUUUCAAAAACGCCUUAACCGGGAUCCUCACUCAAUUUGAGCAGAUUGUGGCCGUUUUCAACGCUUCUACCAGACAAAAAGCUUGGGACCAUUUCUCGAAAGCUCAGCGCAAGAACAUAGACAUUUGGCGAAAGCACUCUGAGGAACUUCGGAAUGCUCAGAGUGAGCAGCUUAUGGGCAUCCGUCGCGAAGAAGAGAUGGAGAUGUCGGACGAUGAGAACUGUGACAGCCCCACUAAAAAAAUGAGAGUCGAUGAAUCAGCCCUGGCCGCCCAGGCCUAUGCGCUUAAAGAGGAGAACGACAGCCUCCGAUGGCAGCUGGAUGCCUACAGGAACGAGGUGGAGCUGCUGAAGCAGGAGAAGGAGCAGCUGUUCCGGACGGAGGAGAGCCUGACGAAGGACCAGCAGGUGCAGUUCCUGCAGCAGACCAUGCACGGCAUGCAGCAGCAAUUGCUGACCAUCCAGGAGGAGUUGAACAACAAAAAGUCAGAACUGGAGCAAGCAAAAGAAGAGCAGUCACACACACAAGCAUUACUCAAAGUUCUCCAGGAACAAUUGAAGGGUACCAAGGAGUUGGUCGAGACCAAUGGCCACAGCCAUGAGGACACAAAUGAAAUCAAUGUAUUGACAGUUGCGUUGGUCAACCAAGACCGAGAGAACAACACUGAGAAAAGAAGCCAAGGCUUAAAAUCAGAGAAAGAAGCUCUGCUGAUUGGCAUCAUAUCCACGUUUCUUCACGUCCAUCCUUUCGGAGCCAAUAUAGAAUAUCUCUGGUCGUACAUGCAACAGCUGGACUCCAAGAUAUCUGCAAAUGAAAUCGAAAUGCUUUUGAUGAGGUUGCCACGCAUGUUUAAACAGGAAUUCACAGGCGUGGGAGCAACGCUGGAAAAAAGGUGGAAGUUGUGUGCCUUCGAAGGAAUUAAAACUACCUAACUGUGAAAAGCGAUGAAAUCUCUGGAUGAAACCGCCUGAACCCGGCCAGGGCUGUGCCGCGUGAGCCCAGGAGUUUUGGGGCAGGUCCAACGCGGGACCUUUAUGGAGCCGUCAGAGCCUGACUGUAGUUACAUCUGUGGCGUUCUCUUGUGAGUGGAAAUGUAAUUGUGUACCAGUUCCCUAAAACAAACAAAGCUUCAUACUGUGACAGAUCUGUUUGCUAUGAAAACCAAUGAUUCCACAGUCAUAGUGAUGGCAGAACCCUAAAAUAUGCUACAUUUGAGACUAGCUCACCAAGCAGAAUAUUUAAAGUUAAUAAUGGUGUAGCAAUGGUCGUUGCUAGGCUACAGAGCUGUAUAUGUAAUGUAUAGCUGAAAUCAUUCAAUGACAUUUUCCUGAAAGUCUUUAUGUUUUAGUAAAAAAAAAAAAGAAGAA
Odocoileus virginianus texanus is the source of this 1614-nucleotide messenger RNA. The record is from RefSeq and is a predicted model, not a curated record. NCBI's taxonomy places the organism in Eukaryota, Metazoa, Chordata, Mammalia, Artiodactyla, Cervidae.